Molecule: messenger RNA, 1062 nt
Organism: Colletotrichum costaricense
Lineage: Eukaryota; Fungi; Ascomycota; Sordariomycetes; Glomerellales; Glomerellaceae
Product: glutamate/Leucine/Phenylalanine/Valine dehydrogenase
Exons: 4
Coding region: 1-1062 (353 amino acids)
Cellular component (GO): cytosol
Molecular function (GO): L-glutamate dehydrogenase (NADP+) activity
Source: RefSeq, a predicted model, not a curated record
AUGUCUUAUGAGCCUGAAUUUCAACAAGCCUACGAUGACUUGGUCUCAAGUUUGGAGGCAUCCAGCUUGCUGACUGAACAUCCAGAAUAUCGCAGAGCCCUGCCUAUUGUCUGCGAGCCCGAGACUAUCGCACAGUUUAGGGUAGUCUGGGAUGAUGAUCAGGGAAAGCCUCAGCUCAACCGCGGUUAUCGUAUUCAUUAUAAUACUGCAUUGGGUCCCUGCAAAGGAGGCAUCCGAUUUCACAAAAGCGUAAAUCUGUCAGUGCUCAAGUUUUUAGGGCUGGCUCAGGUUUUCAAGAAUGCCUUGACCGGUCUAUCAAUAGGUGGCGCUAAGGGAGGCUCCGACUUCGAUCCAAAGGGUCGCACAGACAAUGAAAUUCGGCGGUUUUGCCAGGCUUUCAUGAACCAGCUCCAUCAUCACGUCGGAAUUAAUAUCGACAUUCCAGGCGGGGAUAUAGGCGUGUCAGAAAGGGAGAUCGGAUGGCUCUUUGGCCACUUCAAGACCAUAAAUCGCAGCUCGGAGGCAGUCAUCACUGGUAAAGGACUGACAUGGGGUGGUUCGUAUGGUAGGAAAGAGGCCGCCGGGUUUGGAGUAGCUUACUACGUUGAAGAGAUGAUUCGGUACCGGUCCAAGGGCACUGACUCACUGAAGGGCAAGGCAGUGGCAGUGUCUGGGGCAGGCAACGUCGCUUUGCACGCAGCUUUGAAGACAAUUCAGCUUGGGGGGAUCGUGAAGUCUGUAUCUGAUAGCCUGGGUAGCCUUGUUGCGACCAGUGCUCGCGGCAUAGAUCUCGAUACCUUACAAGCGAUUAUGGUUUUGAAGACACGCCGCGCGCAGUUGGCGACAUUUGCCAAGCAAGGCGAGCACACAGGCUUCAAUUACAUAGCAGGGGUGAGGCCCUGGGAGUUUGUGGGUCAAGUGGACGUGGCGAUGCCUUGCGCGACGCAGAACGAGCUAUCUCUACAAGAGGCCAAAUCCCUAAUUGCCGCAGGGUGCCAUUACGUGGCCGAGGGCAGCAAUAUGGGCUGCACAGCGGAAGCGUGCGCACUGUUUGAAUCAUAA